Molecule: messenger RNA, 1195 nt
Organism: Cryptomeria japonica (Japanese cedar)
Lineage: Eukaryota; Viridiplantae; Streptophyta; Pinopsida; Cupressales; Cupressaceae
Product: GDSL esterase/lipase At2g42990
Exons: 5
Coding region: 51-1124 (357 amino acids)
Molecular function (GO): hydrolase activity, acting on ester bonds
Source: RefSeq, a predicted model, not a curated record
UCUUUAAAUCCAAAGCCAAUAUCAGGGCGAUACAGUUCCAUACAACAAACAUGAGGCACGUAAAUCAGGGUGGGUGCAUUUGCCUGCUCCUCUGUAUUCUUCUUUCAUUCUUUGCAGGCAUUGAAACCAUUGAUGGUAAUGCAAAUAUCCCAGCUGUCUUCACAUUUGGGGACUCGAUCGUGGAUCCUGGCAACAAUAACUUUAUUUCCACCCUUGCUAAGGCCAACCAUCCCCCAUAUGGCCAAGAUUUUAAUGAGGAGGGAAAUGGCCGCUUCUCUAAUGGAAAACUUGCAACAGAUUUUAUCGCUUCUGGACUUGGGGUGAAGGAAACAAUUCCGCCAUUUCUAGACCCCAAUCUCAGCACCCAAGACCUUCUCACAGGCGUCAGUUUUGCUUCUGCUGGGACUGGAUACGACGAUCUCACCUCAUCGCUUGUUAGUGCGAUACCAAUGAUGGAGCAAGUUGAACUAUUCAGAACGUAUAAAGUACGGCUGGAAAAUAUAGUGGGAGUGGAAAAUGCAUCCAACAUUAUUGGGGAAGCCUUAUUUCUGGUAAUCGCAGGUACCAACGACUUUAUAGAGAAUUAUUUGUUUCUUCCCAACAGAAGAACUCAAUUUACUGCUCAGCAGUACCAGGAUUUUGUUCUCCAGAUAUGCAGCAAUUUCAUUGAGGAUAUUUACAAGCUCGGUGUACGCAAACUUGGCAUGACUGGGCUCCCUCCACUGGGAUGUGUGCCGCUGGAGAAAACAAUAUAUGGGCAAUCAGAACUGAAUGGGUGUGUUGAGGAAUUCAACGAUAUCUCAUCUUCUUAUAACCAGAAAUUUCAGGAAAUUCUCUUAGGAUUGAAAGCUCGUCUCCCAGGCAUUAGAGUGGAGUACGUAGACAUUUAUGACUAUCUUUCAGACUUGAUAAAAAAUCCUCUUUUAUACGGAUUUGAGACAUCACAUAAAGGCUGCUGUGGUACAGGAGUAAUCGAGUUUGGGCCCACUUGCAAUGCCAAAACUCCAAUCACUUGUUCAAAUACAUCAAACAGUGUUUUCUUUGAUGCUGUUCAUCCUACACAAGGGGUGUAUCAGUUAAUUGCUGACUUUAUCCUGCGCCAAUAUAUACCAAAUCUUCUCUAAGAAAUAACCCAAAUGUUUCAGUGUAAAUGGAAUAUAUUUAUAUUUAUAUGUUCAGGUGUGCGAGGGAUCUA